AUGAAAAUAUUGUCUAAAGGUUGUUAGAUUGUAGCUGUUCAGAAUGAAAAGGUUCAUUCUAUUAAGAGUGAGCACUAUCUAGAAAACGAAGAUGUUGAAUUGUAUAUAUUUUAGGAUGAAAAUGUAAAAUCUAUAGAAUACAUUAAUUACAAAGACAUACUCAAGAAAGGUAAACCUAAUUACAUUAUAGGAAUUAAGAAAAUUAGUGGAUCAGGAGGAUUAGAGAUAGUUAUAACACAAUGUGUCAAUCCCAAUCAAAUAAUUAUGGAAUAAAAUGACUAAGAAUUCAAUUGUCAGGCUGUUAGAAAAUGGUUAAACUUUAAAUCAUAGAAUUAGUUACAUUAAUUCAAUUAACUCUACAGAACUCUUAAAGAUGUAUUUUAUUCAUAUAAUUAAUUAGCUUUAAAAUGCCUAAACAUCUCUUACUUAAAUCAAAUAGAAUGAUACAAUAGAUGCCUUCUAAAGUUGUGUAGAUCUCUCAGUUAUUACUAAUAGAAACGAUAGUCUCAAGGAAUUGGAGUAAUAAUAUGUCAAAGGUUAAAUGAAAUGGGCAUAAAUUGAUAUGGAAAAUGCUGAAUUGGCAACCAGAAUUCGAUUAUUGCAAGUUGAAUUACAAUAAAGAAAACAGGAAAUCAAUAAACUUAAAUUUUAAUAUGAAAAUAAUGCAUAUUAAUUAUUGUAAUCUAAACAAUAAUUAGGAGAUGUAAUCAAUUAGGCUAUAGAAAUUGGAGAUUCCUCAAUUUUGGCAAAACUUGGAUUAUGA
Messenger RNA from Paramecium pentaurelia, 763 nucleotides. Lineage: Eukaryota; Ciliophora; Oligohymenophorea; Peniculida; Parameciidae. The record is from the annotation of a GenBank genome assembly.